This is a messenger RNA of Eurytemora carolleeae, 1471 nucleotides long. RefSeq lists its product as uncharacterized. The record is from RefSeq and is a predicted model, not a curated record. Lineage: Eukaryota; Metazoa; Arthropoda; Copepoda; Calanoida; Temoridae.
GAUAUUCAGUUAAAAAUGUUUUAUCUUCUAGUAAUAUUUAUUUUUCUACUCUCUGGAGUAUACUUUAUGAAUAAAAUACAACAAAAGGAAGAAGACUGGAGCAGUUGGGCACAAAAAGGCUGGAUAUGGUCUGAAAGCAAAUGAUGAUAUAAACACAAUGGAGUUACCUCAGAAAUUAGGCGAACACCCGUUGGCUGUAGAUGCGGUUUGGUUUGGUGGAGCAAACAAAGAUGGCGUCUAUCUUGUUAUUUCAGGAGCUAGGAGACAAGAUAGAAUUAUGCAGAGUAUGCUGUUCUUGUAUAUACCUGGAGUAGGAUUACUUCAGUAUCCAAACCAUCCAGAAACAGCAAUACAACAGAACGAAUCUGAAUCUGAAGGUUGGAUAGGAGGAGGAAUUCAUCUAGAACCCGUAGAACCUCUCAGAAAAUGGAGUGUGAGAUACUGCGGGGAGCUGAUUAAUGUUUGUACAAAGCAACUGUAUAGGGUAGACCUAGAUCUGGUUUAUAAUACAAACCUCAAACAUUUUGAUUUCGACAGCGACAUGAAUCCAUGGACGGUUGCAAGAGCUAUGGCCAGGGAACCCUGGAGCCAAGAAUAUUUUGCUCGUCUCCGUUCAGCUCAUCAAAACCAUUACGAACAGUUUGGUUCUCUCACUGGUACUGUAGACAUUGACGGAGAGAAACAGAAGAUUGAGAUCGAUGUUAUGAAGGAUCAUACUCAUGGAUCAGUCAGGGACUGGACUUUGAUGCAUAGAUACGGAUUUCAUCAGUUUACAACACAAUCUGGUAUCAGGGGGUUUCUAGGUGUAGUUAGUCAGCCUGGCACCUUGUCUGUUCUUGAACUAGGCUGGAUUCUCAGAGACGGUCAACCCUUCCCUGUACAGGACGUAGACUUCCAGAUCUGGAACUUUGGAGAAGGAGGAGAGGAUACGUCAGAUUACGGGUUUAGGUUUCAAGCUGGAGAUGUUUGGUACAACGUUCAGGUGUCCCUGGUACAUCAGGAGAAAGGAAGAGCGUACUAUGGUCAUGAUUGGGAGGCAAGGAUAGUUGAACGGUUUGCAAAAUAUAAAAUAAAUGGUGAAGACGGUUGGGGGGUUACAGAAUGGGAAUAUAGGAACAAAGAGGGGAAAAUUGUGAAGAUUGAAGACUAAAGAUUUUUACCAUUUUAUAGAAGUUGAGAUUUUUAUAUAUGUUUUGCAAAUACGUUUAUGAUCGGUUCACAUAAAUACUAACUAAAAUUUAGAAAAAUUUAGAUAAGGUUUCUUAAUGGCUCGAAGAUUUUUUCUCGCAUUUUUUUUGUGCCUUUUAUGAACUUUGCUAAAUUGUUUUAACUUGGUUUGUAGUUCGCGAGUCCUGUGUAAAUACAUUGAUUUUUACAUAAUGAAUGUAUAAGUAGUUUCUGUUAUUGACAAUAAUAUUAAGAUUUAAAUGUUUAUUCCAGUGCUCAUAUCUGUUAUUCAAUAAACAUUAUA